This is a messenger RNA of Malassezia globosa CBS 7966, 1842 nucleotides long. RefSeq lists its product as uncharacterized. Gene Ontology annotation, cellular component: mitochondrial outer membrane. The transcript has a single exon. The record is from RefSeq and is a predicted model, not a curated record. Lineage: Eukaryota; Fungi; Basidiomycota; Malasseziomycetes; Malasseziales; Malasseziaceae. Gene Ontology annotation, molecular function: transmembrane protein transporter activity; protein binding. Bases 1 to 1842 code for a protein of 613 amino acids. Gene Ontology annotation, biological process: protein insertion into mitochondrial inner membrane; protein import into mitochondrial matrix.
AUGGCGUCAAACGCGACUGCAAACCGUGUCGCGCGGUGGAUCCAGGAUAACCGCGUGGCAGUUGUGGCUCUUGCUGCUACUGCCACCGUUGCCAGUGCGGCUGGCCUUUAUUUCCUCGCAAGCUCAUCGACCGUGCCUCGUGCACCGACGCAGCCCAAGUCCUCGUCGUCAUCGGCGGCGGCUUCAGGAACAUCAUCCACAGCAUCCAAGAAGAAGCGUGCUAAGAAGUCGUCAAAAAAGUCAACGAGCAAGUCGGCAGCUGACGGACCCAUCCUUGACGAUGCAUCCGACGAGAGUCUUGCCGAGCUGAGCGAGUCUGAACUGCAACGUCUGCCUCAAGAACGCAAGGAUUCUGUUGCGCAAUACCUGAAAGGUUUGGGAAACAAGGCCUAUUCGAAUAAGAAACAUGAAGAGGCUAUUCAGCAUUAUACCAAGGCUCUGUCCAUCGUUCCCUCCGCCGUGUUCUACAGCAACCGCGCGGCUUGCUAUGCCAAUGUCGGCAAGCCAGAGAAUGUCAUCAGUGACUGCAAUGAAGCUCUGAAGCUUGAACCAACCUACAUUAAGGCUCUUAACCGCCGCGCUGUCGCUGCUGAACAGCUGGGCGAGAAGGCUGAGGCUGACAAUGCUGAGGGUGAGAAGGCCCGUCGUCGUCUCGAACAGAGUCUUUCCGACUUUACGGCCGUCGCGAUCCUCGGUCAGUUCCGCGACACAAGUGCUACAACGAGUGUAGAGCGUGUAUUGAAAAAGCUUGCAUCUAGCAAGGCGAAGCUCAUCCUAAGCCACCGCGAGCCGCGCUUGCCUAGCCCAACCUUCGUCAAGGCAUACCUGGAUGCGUUCCGUCCAAAAGACCCACCGUCUAUCGCUGACGGCGCGCCGCAGGGAGACAAGACUCUCCAACGUGCAUACGAAGCUCUCCAGGCUCAAGAUUACGCACACGCUCUGACGCUGUUUGAAGAAGCAAUUAAGCAGGGCUUGUCGUCCAAGGAACUUGAAGCAAACGCAUACAACAUGCGUGCUACUUUCAUGUUCGUUAUUGGUUUGGCGAAACGUGCGCUCGAAGAUCUAGACCACAGCACGGACUUGUGCCCGGACUACCUGCAAAGCUGGGUCAAGAAAGCCAGCGUGCAUGUGGAAUUAGGAGACAAGGACGCAGCAUUUGCGGACUUUGACCGAGCCAUGGCAAUCAACGCAGACGACCCGGACAUCUACUAUCAUCGAGGUCAAGUGCACUUUAUCCUUGGUGAGUUUGAUGCGGCACUGAGCGACUAUGAAAAGUCCACUUCGCUCGAUGACACAUUCAUCUUCUCACAGGUGCAGCAUGCUGUAGCAAGCUACAAGCUGGGCAACAUCGCUCGUAGCACUGCUGCCUUCUGCCGGAUCCUCAAAAAGUUUGAGAACUCGUCAGAGUCCUACAACUACUUUGGCGAGCUUAUGCUCGACCAGCAGCGCCAUGAAGACGCGGUCGCCAAUUUCAACAAGAGUAUUGAACUAGAGCGCAAAAAGUCAAAGGGUACGAAUGUUCUUCCAAUGAUCAAUAAGGCUCUUGUGUUGUUCCAGUGGAAGCACGACUUGGCAGGUGCUGAGGCUCUAUGCCGCGAUGCUCUAGAGAUUGACCCCGACUGUGAUGUGGCGAUCGCAACUCUUGCACAGCUCAGUCUGCAGCAGAGCAAGAUUCCCGAGGCGAUUGAGUACUUCCGCCGCUCUGCGGACAUCGCACGCACUGAGCCAGAACUCGUGAAUGCCAUCACGUACGAGUAUGCCUCGCGUGCGCAAUUGCAAUUCAUCCGUGACUAUCCUGAGCAGGGCGCGGCUUUGAGCCAGAUUGCCAGCUCGCUCAUGUAA